UUCGCUUUGGCUCUUUUCCUCUUUCAAAUAUUUUUCUUUGAUGGUUUCGGUUUACUUUGAGUAAUUUCGUCGAAGAGCUGGUGGGCGACGGCGGCGGAUAACAAUGGCCACCCCUGUCGGAAACACGAUUAUCGGGAUCAGGGGAGCCCCUAUUACGUGUGUGAAGGAAGAUAUGAAUCGCAAUUAUCGAGGUAUUUGGUACGGAGAUAGCCCUUUUAACUUCGUAUUUCCUACGGUUCUGGCCAAAGUCAUCGUCAUUACUCUUAUUUCCCGCGGAUUGUUCGUGCUUCUCAGGCCUCUCAAGCAACCCAAAUUUGUCUGCUAUGUUCUGGGAGGCAUUAUCUUAGGACCAUCAUUUAUAGGAGGCAUCCCAAUAGUAAAAGCUACAUUAUACCAACCAAGAGAGACUGAAUUGUUUCGCACACUGGCCAUUAUCGGUGGACUAUAUGCAGUUUUCCUUGUGGGAGUAAAGAUGGACUCAUCUCUUAUAGCAAGGUCUGCAAAGAACAGUUGGAGGAUUGGGAUAUGCGGUUUCUUAUUGGCUUUAACAGUCACUUCAACUCUCAUCUUCACACAACUUGAUCAUCUUCCAGGAAUCAUUAUGAGAGGACCCUUUGUUUUCUACGUGCCCUUGUCUCUAUCCUACACUUUUUUCCCAGUCGUAGCUGAGGCCUUAGAAGAACUCAACCUAAUGAAUACCGAGUUGGGUCAGCUCGCCAUGUCUUCUGCAAUGCUCAAUGAUUUCAUUUUCUGGUUCUUCUUAGGACUCUCUGUUGCUUUUAAGCAAGAUACAAUUAGCCAUUCGAUCCGGGCUAUGUUUUCUUUCAUUGUACUAGCGAUUUUCACGUUCACUGUUGUACGCGGACGUGUAAAGUUAAUUAUCAGGAAAACGCCGAUUGGUAAACCAAUAAAUGAUGUUUAUAUCGUUUGUGUAUUAGUUGGUGUUUUAUUUAUGGCACUUGCCUCGGACUUUAUUGGUUCGACUUCUCUUCUUGGUCCUUUACUACUUGGGUUAGUCAUACCUGCAGGACCCCCACUUGGGUCAGCACUAGUACAAAAAACAGAAUGUUUUGUGUCAGAGUUUCUACUGCCUUUAUUGUUUGUGCAAGUGGGUUACAGCACAGAUUUGAAAAUAAUUCGGAACUGGGAAAUGUUUGCAAAAUUUCAGAUCAUCAUUGUUCUGGGGUAUUUAUCCAAAUUUGUUGGAACUUUGCUGUUUUCUCUCUCCUGCAAGAUCAAAUUCAAAAGUGCUAUCUUGCUUUCUCUCAUUAUGAAUAUCAAGGGUCUCCUUGAGCUCAUCAAUCUUCAUCGAUGGAUUUUCAGUACGUACAUAGAUGAACAAACAUACACUCAACUAGUUUUGUCCACACUUGGGGUGACCAUGAUCGUGACACCUUUGAUAGAUAUCUUGAGCAGGAGCCGAACACGACUUGACCUGUCUUGCCGCAACAGAGGCCUAAGAACCCUUUGCUCUAUGCCUAAAAACACCGAGUUUCGAAUCCUUUGCUGUGUCCACGACGAAGAAAGUGUCCACAGCUUGAUUACCCUCCUAGAGGCAUCAAAUCCUAUAGAAUCAAGCUCGAUAUGCACCUACUUAGUCCAAACUUCCGAGCUGAUUGGUCUAGCCGCGCCUCUUCUAGUCCCCUACGACAAAAAGAGGAGGAAACUCAAGCUGGCGUUCUCGGCCAGCACUGACCAAAUCAUCCGUGCCUUUGAAAACUAUGCUAAAAACUCAAGAGGCCCUGUUAUGAUCCUGCCUUUCAUCAUGGUUGCUUCGUACAAGACAAUGCACGAGAGUGUUUGUCGUCUAGCUCAAGAGAAGUUUAUCCCUCUAAUCAUCCUCCCCUUCCAACUCAACAACCGCUACAGCGGAAUCAAUGCCCAUUUACGCCAGUUCAACGCCAACGUCCAAGCCUACGCUCCAUGCACAGUGGGGAUCCUCGUGGACAAGGGAUUCUCGUGCGGUAUGAGCUUGAUCCACUUCUCCUACCACGUCAUUGUGAUCUUUCUCGGUGGACCUGAUGACCGCGAGGCCUUGGCCUACGCCACUAGAAUGUCAGACAAUCGAAUGACAGUCACAGUCACGGUCCUCAGAAUCAUUCUGCUAAGAAAUGUGGAAGAAGAGGAAUCCCAAGAAGCAACAGAGAAAAGUAGUGAUGAGGCUGCAUUAGACGAGUUGGUGGUGGAAGAGUUCAAGAUCAAGAAUAUUGGUAGUCUGUCCUCGCUUUGGAAGGAGGUCACAGUGGACGACGUGGUGGAGGUUAUGAAUACCAUCAGAUCAGUUGAAGGGCACUACGACCUGGUGAUGGUGGGGAGACGGAGGAGCUGGUCGGCCAUGAUGAUGGGAGAUGAUGAAAUGAUGGAUUUUGUGGAGAAUGAGGAGCUUGGGUUGAUAGGUGACAUGUUAGCAUCGUCUGAUUUUUGUGGAGGAAAGGUGUCUGUUUUGGUUAUGCAACAUUAUAGGGAAGGUGUAACAACAACUCGUUCAGGCUCUAACAAGUCGCUUAUUGAAAAAGUCCAAUUGCUCACACGUCAUGCCUCACGUUAAUUAUGACAAGAUUUUGUUGUUGUACUUGUUGUUGUUGUUGUUGUUGUUACUAGCUUAGUUUGUUUGGUUUAAGUUACUUAGAUAGAUCAAUGUCACGAACCUAGAUUUAUAUAAAUGGGGUUUUUUAGUUUGACUUUGUUACACGAUGUAAAGUCUAUUCUUGCCCAUCAAAACACGAAAUGUUCUGUAUAUUAUAGAGAUUCUCAGAAUUACUUGUAGUUAUCAAUUUGAUAAUUUAGACUAAUUGAAUCAAAUGUUUUAGUUAGUGGUUAAACAAUUUAUGUACUUUUACAACAAUGCUAAAAGGCAAAUUUAUGCGAUGUUUAACACUACACAAUAAUAAAGAUUAUUAUUAAAAUGUCAAACUUAUUAUUAUAUGUAAAUGUUGUUAGAGUGUAGUGUGGUACAUGUUUAGGGCUUCAUUCAGUUCCUUACAUUCAAAAAGUAAAAUGAAAUUUUUUUUGUAUCUCAUUUUGUCUCACCCAUUUAACAAUCACCCCCAUUGAGCUUUAUUUCCUCCUGCCCACAUAAAGAUUAUUAAAAGAAAAUGUAAAACGACAUAGCUUGUCCUGUGGAUAUGACGAUAUACUGAAAUGGAAUUUGCCAUGAAUUGGAAAAAUUACUUUUCUUCUCCUCUAAUUACUGUUAGUACUUUGUUUUUAUUUGAUCAAAUGGAUACCAUAUUGUUAAUGGGUGGUUUAGAAUAAUUUAUUUGUUACUUUUUUCUUUUUUAUUUGAGUCAAAGAUGUUAGGAAUAAAGAUUUUUUUGUUAAAAAAUAGUAUAUCAUAAUGUAUUAAAUUAAUUUAAAUACCACAAAUCAAUUUAUUUGAGAGUAUUUCAAAGAAAAAGAAAAUUGUCUACAUAGUUAAUAAUAUGUAAGAAAAGUAGUUAGUUGAGUUGGCACACUUGUAUUAGUUUAAUACAUUAUGGAACACCAAUUUUUCAUUAGUAAUCUUAAUUCCAGAUCCUAGUCCUACAGUUUUUUUUGCUCAAAAUAGAUC
Messenger RNA from Cannabis sativa, 3550 nucleotides. RefSeq names its product cation/H(+) antiporter 15-like. Lineage: Eukaryota; Viridiplantae; Streptophyta; Magnoliopsida; Rosales; Cannabaceae. The transcript has 3 exons. Gene Ontology annotation, cellular component: membrane; endomembrane system. The record is from RefSeq and is a predicted model, not a curated record. The coding region runs from base 104 to 2548 and encodes 814 amino acids. Gene Ontology annotation, biological process: proton transmembrane transport; regulation of pH. Gene Ontology annotation, molecular function: antiporter activity.